This is a messenger RNA of Microtus oregoni (creeping vole), 3100 nucleotides long. It is a transcript of the gene Nfatc4, whose product is annotated as nuclear factor of activated T cells 4. Gene Ontology annotation, biological process: calcineurin-NFAT signaling cascade; regulation of transcription by RNA polymerase II; cytokine production. Gene Ontology annotation, molecular function: transcription factor binding; DNA-binding transcription factor activity, RNA polymerase II-specific; RNA polymerase II cis-regulatory region sequence-specific DNA binding. Lineage: Eukaryota; Metazoa; Chordata; Mammalia; Rodentia; Cricetidae. The transcript has 10 exons. Gene Ontology annotation, cellular component: transcription regulator complex. The record is from RefSeq and is a predicted model, not a curated record. The coding region runs from base 109 to 2814 and encodes 901 amino acids.
GGCGUCUCAGAGAAAGGGAGGGAGGGAGCCACCCGCGCGUGAAGCUACAGCAGCGUUCAGAGCCUCCCCCUCCCACCCAGGCGGGACCUGGGGGCUCCGGCCGGACCCAUGGGGGCGGCAAGCUGCGAAGAUGAGGAGCUGGAAUUUAAGCUGGUGUUCGGGGAAGAAAAGGAAGCCCCCCCGCUGGGCGCGGGGGGCCCUGGGGAAGAGCUGGACUCAGAGGAUGCCCCUCCCUGCUGUCGUUUGGCCCUUGGGGAACCCCUUCCUUAUGGUGCUGCCCCUAUUGGUAUUCCCCGACCCCCACCCCCUCGGCCAGGCAUGCACUCACCACCACCCCGUCCAGCCCCUUCACCUGGCACCUGGGAGAGCCAGCCGGCUCGGUCGGUGAGGCUGGGGGGCCCAGGAGGGAGUGCGGGGGGUGCUGGGGGAGGUCGUGUUCUUGAGUGUCCCAGCAUUCGGAUCACUUCCAUCUCUCCCACGCCUGACCCACCGACCUCGCUAGAGGACACUCCUGAAACCUGGGGAGAUGGCUCUCCUAGAGAUUACCCCCCACCAGAAGGCUUUGGGGGCUAUCGAGAGGCAGGAAGCCAGGGCGGAGGUGCCUUCUUCAGCCCGAGCCCUGGCAGCAGCAGUUUGUCUUCGUGGAGUUUCUUCUCCGAUGCCUCGGACGAGGCCGCCCUGUAUGCAGCAUGCGACGAGGUGGAGUCUGAACUUAAUGAAGCAGCCUCUCGCUUUGGCUUGAGCUCUCCACUGCCUUCGCCCCGGGCUUCUCCUAGGCCCUGGACCCCGGAGGAUCCAUGGAGCCUCUACGGUCCAAGCUCCGGAGGCCGAGCGCCAGAGGAUAGCUGGCUACUCCUCAGCGCUCCUGGGCCCAUCCCAGCCUCCCCGCGGCCUGCUUCACCCUGUGGCAAGAGGCGCUAUUCCAGUUCAGGAACCCCGUCUUCGGCCUCCCCAGCUCUGUCCCGCAGGGGCAGCCUUGGGGAAGAGGGUCCAGAGCCACCUCCACCGCCCCCAUUGCCUCUGGUCAGGGAUCCUAGUUCUCCAGGCCCUUUUGACUAUGUCGGAGCUCCAACAACCGAGAGCAUCCCUCAGAAAACCCGGAGGACUUCUAGCGAGCAGGCGGUGGCCCUGCCUCGGUCUGAGGAGCCUGCCUCCUGCAAUGGGAAGCUGCCCUCCGGAACAGAAGAGGCUGUGGCCGCUCCGGGAGGUCUGCGGAAAGAGGUGGCUGGCAUGGACUAUCUAGCAGUGCCUUCUCCCCUUGCAUGGUCCAAGGCCCGGAUUGGGGGACAUAGCCCCAUCUUCAGGACCUCUGCCCUACCUCCCCUGGACUGGCCUUUGCCCAGCCAGUAUGAACAGCUGGAGUUGAGGAUUGAGGUGCAGCCUAGAGCACACCAUCGAGCCCACUACGAGACAGAGGGCAGCCGAGGUGCUGUCAAAGCUGCCCCUGGAGGUCACCCUGUGGUCAAGCUCCUAGGCUACAGUGAGAAGCCGCUGACUCUCCAGAUGUUCAUUGGCACUGCGGAUGAAAGGAGCCUGCGGCCACAUGCCUUCUACCAGGUGCACCGUAUCACUGGCAAGAUGGUGGCCACGGCCAGCUAUGAAGCUGUAGUCAGUGGUACCAAAGUGUUGGAGAUGACCUUACUCCCAGAAAACAACAUGGCCGCAAACAUUGACUGUGCUGGAAUCCUGAAGCUUCGAAAUUCAGACAUUGAACUUCGGAAGGGUGAGACGGACAUCGGGCGCAAAAACACACGUGUGCGGCUGGUGUUCCGUGUACACGUGCCUCAGGGCGGCGGGAAGGUCGUCUCUGUGCAGGCAGCGUCAGUGCCCAUCGAAUGCUCCCAGCGCUCAGCCCAGGAGCUGCCCCAGGUGGAGGCCUACAGCCCCAGUGCCUGCUCUGUGAGAGGAGGGGAGGAACUAGUGCUGACCGGUUCCAACUUCCUGCCAGACUCUAAAGUGGUGUUCAUUGAGAGGGGCCCUGAUGGCAAGCUGCAGUGGGAGGAGGAGGCUGCGGUGAAUCGGCUACAGAGCAGUGAGGUGACACUGACUCUGACUGUCCCUGAGUACAGCAACAAGCGGGUAUCCCGGCCAGUCCAGGUCUACUUCUACGUCUCCAACGGGAGGAGGAAGCGCAGUCCUACCCAAAGUUUCAAGUUCCUACCUGUGAUCUUCAAGGAGGAGCCCCUACCAGACUCAUCUCUCCGGGGCUUCCCUUCCACGUCGGGUCCCCCCUUUGGCACUGACAUGGACUUCUCACCACCCAGGCCCCCCUACCCCUCCUAUCCCCAUGAAGACCCUGCUUAUGAGACUCCUUACCUGUCCGAAAGCUUUGGUUAUAGCACCCCCACUCUAUACCCCCAGACGGGGCCCCCACCAUCCUAUAGAUCAGGCCUGCGGAUGUUCCCUGAGACUGGAGGUACCACAGGUUGUGCCCGCCCGCCUGCAGUCUCCUUCCUUCCUCGCCCCUUUCCCAGUGAUCCUUAUGGAGGACAGGGCUCUUCUUUUGCCCUGGGGCUUCCGUUCUCCCCUCCAGCUCCCUUUAGGCCUCCUUUACCUUCCUCCCCAUCCCUUGAAGACCCCUUCAAUCCCCAGAAUGCUGCCCACCCAUUACCUGCUGAGGGCUACAAUGAGGUGGGGCCAGGCUAUACCCCUGGGGAGGGGGCUUCGGAGCAGGAGAAAUCCAGGGGUGGCUACAGCAGCGGCUUCAGAGACAGUGUACCUAUCCAGGGUAUCACCCUGGAGGAAGUGAGUGAGAUCAUUGGCCGAGACCUGAGUGGCUUCCCUGCCCGUCCUGGAGAAGAGCCUCCUGCCUGAACCACGUGUAGUGGCUCCAGAAGCCCCGCCUCCUUGUCCUUUUAACUGGGGCGAUGGCUCCAGAAGCUUGGGGGCCAACUCUAGUUUCUUUUUGCCCAGCUUUUAUCUUCCCGUCCCCUUCUCCCUCUCCCAGCUGAGGUGUGGCCCCCGGCCUGGUGCUGCCUUGAAAGGGAGUGAGAGUGUGGAUAGGGGCUGAGGCCGGAUGCCAGAACUGACGGGACGAAGAUGCUGUCCGGGCUGUGGUGCGGGCAGGCUGGGCAGGUUGAUGGGUAAUAAAGUGCUCACU